AUGGCCGUUGAUCACUCGUCGGAAGACUUUCUUGCAAAUGGGUUCUACCAUCUCUACACUGAGCUGCAGGACGAUGCAUAUUUGGCGUACGAAAUCGCCGAACUGUGCGUACCGUGUGCGGAAUCUACUAUCAUUCCGGACGUGAUGGCGGCACCUAGUGUCGAGGUCCAUCCACCGAGCUCCACCGAAUUGCUCCAGAUUCUUGACGAUGUGGUUGAUCUUCAGCUGGAACUGAACGUAGAAAACUUCAUCCUUGAGUACAACAGUGUAGAUUUUAGUCAACUGUGGGAAAACGAGCUGCAACUACCGGAGAAGACAUACCUUUGUGAUGAGUCGUGCGAUGCCUUCAUUAGAUCAUCGAAAUCGUUCGAAAGCGAUACUGCAUCCCAUCGACUGCUGCCGGCUUCUAAACGACGCUCAGCAGCAGGAACCGUCAGAAAACAAAGUGAAAACGAGCCCGACUCCACCGGCACGUUUGUGUGUCCGUUCGAAACGUGCCGCAAAGUGUACGCGAAGCCAGUACACCUGAAGGCGCACUUACGCCGCCAUGUUGGUGAUAAGCCUUACCACUGCAAGUGGCCCGGAUGCCAGUGGCGCUUUUCGCGGUCGGAUGAGCUUUCGCGGCACUUCCGGUCGCACUCCGGUGUGAAACCGUAUCGCUGUGAGCAUUGUCCCAAGUGCUUCUCACGAUCGGACCAUCUGGCAAAGCACAGGAAAGUGCACGAGCGGAAACUUGCCGCAGGAAGCGGAAAUUCAAAAGGCAUGCCGGGUUCGUGGACCGGAACUGCGCCGAUGAGGGGACGUCCUGGCCGGAAGCCGAAGCAAACGGGAAAACUGCCAGUGAAAUGA
Molecule: messenger RNA, 849 nt
Organism: Anopheles bellator
Lineage: Eukaryota; Metazoa; Arthropoda; Insecta; Diptera; Culicidae
Product: Krueppel-like factor 6
Exons: 1
Coding region: 1-849 (282 amino acids)
Biological process (GO): regulation of transcription by RNA polymerase II
Molecular function (GO): DNA-binding transcription factor activity, RNA polymerase II-specific; RNA polymerase II cis-regulatory region sequence-specific DNA binding
Source: RefSeq, a predicted model, not a curated record